GUCAAGACUAUCAAUACAAGCUAUUUGGAUCUGAGACAAAUUCAUUGAACUUGUUUCUUUGCUGAUUCUUUUUUUUAACGCGCUUUUAAAGACAAGAAAAAAAGAUUGACAAAAAAAUUAAUUGAAAGAAUGUCAGAAGCUGCUUAUACUCUGGUCUUUGACCCGAACCCAGCUAGCAAAGUUUCUGUUCAAGAGUACAGAACUUUAUUGGAAAAGGGUAAAGAUGAAUCUAAAAUUGAUGCAAUGAAACAAAUUUUGAUUGCAAUGCUUGACGGUAAUCCAAUGCCAGAAUUAUUGAUGCAUGUUAUUCGUUAUGUUAUGCCAUCAAGAAACAAAGAAUUGAAAAAAUUGUUAUAUUUCUAUUGGGAAAUUGUUUCCAAAUUAGAUUCUGAUGGUAAAUUAAGACAAGAAAUGAUUUUGGUUUGUAAUGCAAUUCAAAGAGAUUUACAACAUCCAAAUGAAUAUAUUCGUGGUAACACUCUAAGAUUCUUGACAAAAUUGAAAGAACCUGAUUUAUUAGAACAACUGGUUCCAUCAGCUCGUGCCUGUUUAGAACAUCGUCAUGCUUAUGUUCGUAAAUAUGCCAUUUUUGCCAUAUAUUCAAUCUAUUUAGUUUCAGACCAUUUGAUUCCAGAUGCACCAGAAAUUAUCAAUGAUUUCUUGAUCACUGAAACAGAUCCAACAUGUAAGCGUAAUGCUUUCAUUGCUUUGGGUAAUUUAGAUAGAGAAGCUGCUUUACGUUUCAUUCAAGAAAAUGUUGCUGCAUUAGAUACCAUAGACCCAUUAUUACAACUAGCAUUCAUUGAGUUCAUUAGAAAAGAUAAUGCCCCUGAGUUAAGAACGAGGUACAUUAAUUUACUUUCAGAACUACUUGAAUCAACUUCAAACACUGUUAUUUAUGAAGCAGCAAACACAUUAACUGUUUUAACAAGUAAUCCAUCAUUUAUUUCAUUAGCUGCCAACAAAUUCAUCGAAUUAGCCAUCAAAGAAUCUGAUAACAACAUCAAAUUAAUUGUUUUGGAAAGAAUUCAUGAUAUUCAUAAAAAAAAUGCUGGUAUACUGGAAGAUUUGACUUUAGAUAUCUUGCGAAUUUUAUCAACUCCAGAUAUAGAUAUCAGAAAAAGAGCUAUUGAAAUUGCAUUAGAUUUGAUUUCUAGCCGUAAUGUUGAUGAAGUUUUAAAAUUAUUGAAAAAAGAGUUACAAAAAACAGUCACUUCAGAUGCUGAUAAAUCUGUUGAAUAUCGCCAAUUAUUGAUUUCAGCUAUUCAUCAAACUGCUAUCAAAUUUGGUCAAAUUGCUGCCAGUGUUGUUGACUUAUUAUUAGAAUACAUUGCUGAUUUAUCAUCCACUUCAGCUUCUGAUGUCUUAAGCUUCAUUAAAGAAGUUGUUGAAAAGUAUCCAGAUUUAAGGAGUUCAAUUGUUCAUCGCUUAUUACUAUCAUUGGAUAAUAUCAGAAGUGGUAAAGUGUUCCGUGGUGCCUUAUGGAUCAUUGGUGAGUAUUCUUUAGAAGAAAAAGAUAUUCAAGAAGCUUGGAAGCAUAUUCGCUCAAGUGUCGGUGAAAUUCCAAUCAUUCAAUCAGAGAGAAAACGUAUUGGUGAACCAGAAGGUGAAGAAAAACCAGAAGAACAUAAAGCUAACGGAUCAAAACCGGUUGUUUUACCAGAUGGUACUUAUGCUACUGAAUCUGCUCUAACUUCAGAAAAGAAAUCCACAAAAGAAGAAGUUAGACCUCCGUUACGUCAAUUCAUUCUUGAUGGUGAAUUUUACACUUCAGCUGUUUUAGCUUCAACUUUUGUUAAGUUAAUUUUAAGAUUCCAAGAAAUCUCUCAAAAUGCUCAAAUCUUGAAUGCUUUGAAAGCUGAAGGUUUAUUAAUUCUUGUUAGUAUUUUAAGAGUCGGUGAAACUUCAUAUGUCAGUAAAAAAAUUGAUGAAGAUUCAGCUGAAAGAAUUUUAACAGCUAUUACCUAUAUUGCUGAAGGUAAAGAAAGUAAAUUGUUAGAAAUUGCCUUUUUGGAAGCUACUAGGGAUGCGUAUAAAGUUCAAGUUGCUGCAGAAGAUAAGAGAAAAGCUAAAUUAGACGAAGCUGAAAUUGCAAAGAACUCACAACAAGUUGAUGAUGUUAUCCAAUUUAGACAAUUCGGUAAAUCUGAAGGAACUGAUGUUAUUGAAGAAGAUUUAACAUUAGCUACAGGUGUUAAAGUUGAAGAAGAUUUAUCAUCUAGAUUAAACAAGAUUGUCCAACUCACAGGGUUUUCAGAUGCAGUUUAUGCCGAAGCUUAUGUUAAAGUUCAUCAAUUUGAUGUUGUUUUAGAUGUUUUAUUGGUUAACCAAACCACUGAAACUUUACGUAACUUGCAUGUUGAAUUUGCAACUUUAGGUGAUUUGAAAGUGAUUGAUAAGCCAACAACACAAAAUAUUCCACCACAUGGAUUUUUCAAAGUUCAAACUACUGUUAAAGUUACUUCAGCUGAUACUGGUGUCAUCUUUGGUAACAUUGUUUAUGAUGGUGGUCACGGUUUCGAAAAUAAGGUUGUCAUUUUGAAUGAUGUUCAUGUUGAUAUUAUGGAUUACAUCAAACCAGCCAAAUGUUCUGAAAACAAAUUCCGUACCAUGUGGAAUGAAUUUGAAUGGGAAAACAAAAUUGUUAUCAAAUCUAAUUUACCAUCACUUAAGGAUUAUUUGGAUGAAUUAUUAAAAGGUACAAAUAUGACAUGUUUAACACCAGGUGCUGUUAUUGGUGAAGAAUGUCAAUUCUUGAGUGCUAAUCUGUAUUCAAAAUCAUCAUUUGGAGAAGAUGCAUUGGCCAAUUUGUGUAUUGAAAAGAAGACAGAUGGUCCAAUUGUCGGUCAUGUUCGUAUCCGUUCCAAAGGUCAAGGUUUGGCGUUAUCAUUAGGUGAUAGAGUUGCUGCUAUUGCUCGUAAAACAAAUAAGGCCAAAUUAACAGCUGUUUGAUAAAAUAAUAAAGAGAAGGUAUUGAUAAUUUUGAUUAUAUAUAAAGAGAAAAAAUUAUUUUGUAUUGUUU
Molecule: messenger RNA, 3022 nt
Organism: Hansenula anomala
Lineage: Eukaryota; Fungi; Ascomycota; Saccharomycetes; Phaffomycetales; Wickerhamomycetaceae
Gene: SEC26
Product: coatomer subunit beta
Exons: 2
Coding region: 130-2952 (940 amino acids)
Biological process (GO): intra-Golgi vesicle-mediated transport; endoplasmic reticulum to Golgi vesicle-mediated transport; intracellular protein transport
Cellular component (GO): cytoplasm; COPI vesicle coat
Molecular function (GO): structural molecule activity
Source: RefSeq, a predicted model, not a curated record